CAACAUGGCGGUCAGCAUCCGCGGCCGUCCGACCCGGAGUGUACGGAUGAGAGGUCGGAAUGACAGCGGGGAGGAGAAUGUGCCGCUGGAUUUAACGCGAGAACCUUCAGAUAACAUGCGAGAGAUCCUUCAGAACAUAGCCAAACCGCACGGGGUUUCCAACAUGAGGAAGCUCGGCCAUCUGAACAACUUUGUUAAGCUCCUGAACAGUGUUGGUCACUGUGAAGAGAAAUUAGGAUUUACAUUUGAGGAAAUCAUCAUUUGUCUGCGUGUUGCGUUGCUGAAUGAGGUUAAGGAGGUUCGGGCUGCAGGUUUGAGAGUACUACGGUAUCUGAUCCGAGACUGCAGCAUCCUCCAGAAAGUUCUUCAACUUCAGGUGGAUUACCUGGUCUCCAGGUGUAUUGACAUUCAGCAGAGUAAUGAGGUGGAGAGAACUCAAGCACUCAGACUGGUCAGGAAGAUGAUAACAGUGAAUGCACAGCUCUUUCCCAGCUCCCUGACGAACUCUCUGAUCGCAGUGGGCAACGACGGGCUCCAGGAGAGAGAUCGUAUGGUGCGAUCAUGUAUUGCCAUCAUAUGCGAACUUGCGUUGAGGAACCCAGAGGUGGUGGCUGAGCGGGGGGGACUGAGCACCAUCCUGAAGAAUGUCAUCGACUGUCAGCUGAGCCGCAUCAACGAGGCCCUGGUCACUACCAUACUGCACCUGCUCAAUCACCCCCAUACACGCCAGUAUAUACGCGCUGAUGUCGAACUAGAGCAAAUCCUUGCACCUUACACAGACUUUCACUACAGACACAACCCUGAAACAGCAGAGGCACAAAUCAAAGAGGACAGAGAAGCUCGUUUUUUAUCCAGUAAAAUGGCCAUUGUGGCAGCGUUUCGCUCUUGGUCAGGUAUCAUAAACCUUUGUAAAGCUGGCAACUCAGGGGUUCAGUCUCUGAUUGGUCUGCUCUGUAUACCAAACAUGGAAGUCAGGAAAGCUUUAUUAGAAGUAAUGUAUGAGAUCUUCAGAUUGCCUGUUCCCUUAGUGACGGGAGAUUUUGAGGAAGCCCUGCACAGUGUUGACCCCAGCAGAUUCCAGGACAGCUGGAGGUUAUCUGAUGGGUUUGUAGCUGCAGAGGCCAAAGUCAUAUUGCCUCAUAGAGCACGAUCCAGACCAGACCUCAUGGACAAUUACCUGGCACUGCUACUGUCUGCUUUUAUCAACAGUGGACUACUGGAGGGUCUAGUAGAGGUGGUGACCAGCAGUGAUGAAAAGAUAGCAGUCAGAGCCACAAUACUGCUGGGAGAACUUCUGCAAAUGGCCAAUACGAUUCUUCCUCACUCUCACAGUCAUCAUCUGCACUGUCUGCCCACGCUAAUCAACAUGGCUGCUUCCUUCGACAUCGCUCAGGAGAAACGGCUGCGUGCCAGUGCAGCUGUGAAUCACCUAAAGCGUUUCCAUGAAAAGAAACGGUGUGGCCCCAAACCUUACAGUCUUUAUCUUGAUCACAUCAUCUGCAGGACAUGCACAUCUACACAUAAGAUAGACCAGCACCAGCGCUCACACAAAGACAUCUAUAUAAUGAAGGACACUGAAGAGGCGCUGAUGAUGAACUUGAGGGACAGUCAAAUCCUCAACCACAAACAAAAUCUGGUGUGGAACUGGGUUCUUAUUAUCACUAUACUGAAGUGGCCAAACGUGAACCUCAGAUACAACAGGGAUGAGCAGAUGCACAAGUUUGUUCGGAGAUUGCUGUAUUUCUAUAAGCCCAGCAGUAAGCUGUACUCUGCUCUAGAGUUGGAUCACGCUAAAGCCAGACAGCUGACAGUAGCAGGAUGCCAGUUCAUCCAGUUCCUUCUGGAUUCAGAUGAGGAUGGUCAGGUGUAUUUGGAGGAUUUGGUGAAAGACAUUGUCCAGUGGCUCAGUAUGUCAUGUGGUCUUAAACCUGAACGCAGUCUCCAUAGUAACGGCCUCCUCAGCACCCUCAGUCAGCACUACUUCCUGUUUCUGGGAACUCUGUCUUCGCAGCCAUCUGGAGUUAAAAUGCUGGAAAAGUAUGGCGUGUUUCAGUGUCUGUUGAGCAUUUGUUCAAUGAAAAACCAGGAUCAUCUGCUGAAGCUAACGGUCUCAACGCUGGACUACAGCAGAGAUGGUCUUGCUCGAGUCAUUCUCUCCAAGAUCCUCACAGCGGCUACUGAUAACUGUCGUCUGUAUGCCACCAAACACCUGCGUGUGCUGCUGCGUGCUAAUGUGGAGUUUUUCAGUAACUGGGGGAUGGAGUUGCUGGUCACACAGCUCCAUGACCACAACAAAACCAUUUCCAUGGAGGCGUUGGACAUCCUGGACGAAGCCUGCGAAGACAAGGCUAACCUGCACACUCUGAUCCACAUGAAACCAGCUCUGUCUCACCUGGGAGAUAAAGGGGUUCUGCUGCUGUUAAGAUUCCUGUCCAUACCAAAGGGGUUCUCUUACCUCAACGAAAGAGGCUACGUCAACAAACAACUAGAAAAAUGGCAGAAGGAGUAUAAUCUGAAGUAUGUGGACAUGAUUGAAGAGCAGUUGAAUGAAGCUCUGACAACAUAUCGCAAACCUGUCAACGGAGACAACUAUGUUCGGCGCAGCAACCAAAGGUUACAGAGGCCAAAUGUUUUUCUCCCUGUUCAUUUGUAUGGGCAGUUGGUCCAUGAUAAGACAGGCUGCCUCUUAUUGGAAGCUCAGGGUGUUAUCCCGGAUCUCAGCUACACUCUUCGUUCUCCAGUUCUGGAUAAAUGGGAAGGCAUUAAACAGCUAAAGGCAGCGCUAUGGGCUCUGGGCAACAUUGGAAGCUCAAACUGGGGUCUGAACCUGCUCCAGGAAGAGAAUGUGAUUCCAGAUAUAAUAUCUCUGGCUCAGCACUGUGAGGUUCUGUCCAUACGUGGUACGUGUGUGUAUGUGCUGGGUGUAAUCAGCCGUACGUGGCAGGGCAGUGACGUGCUUAAGUCUUUAGGAUGGGACUCUGUACGUCACAGCCGUAGACAGCAGUGGCCCGUUGUUGUUCCCGAUGAGGUGGACGCUCCGCUGCCCAGCGAACUCUCAUCUGUGCCCAGCACGCUCAGCCUCAACUCCGAGUCCACCAGCUCACGGCACAACAGUGAGAGCGAAAGUCAACCCAGUUUGUAUUUUAUGGACGAUGAUCGCGAGGGGUUGGACAUGUACGAGGACUCUUCCUUCUGCUCACACAUGAAGCCCUCAAAGGAUAGAAGCCCCUUCACCAUUCUGACCCCUUCACACCUCAGAAAUCGCUUCUUAAACUCUCUCCCUAGUAAGAAGGGGCGGAGCAUAAGUGACUCUAAAGGCACGAACAAUGCGGGAAAAUUGCCAGAGGAACUUUGGCUAGUGCGGCGGAACCGUACCAUAACGGAACCCUCAAACUACUCUCCUGGCAACUCGGGGCAGUGCGAAGUUUUCUUUAACGGUAAUCGCAUGCCCCGCAGCCCUACGGUAAGCCUGGAGACAUCGUUUGUGGGCAUAAAAGCACUAGCGGAGCCAUACUUGACCGACGGAAGCUCUGAUUCGGAGAUCAAAGGUCACCAUAAAGCUGUGAUCCCUGGCCAUGGCCUGCGGGAGCGUAGCAGCAGGGAGCGUUUGACAUGUGACGGCACCUCUGUGUUGCCGGGAGGCUGUACAUUUAAGAGUCGCAGUCAAAGUUUUAACACUGACACAACCACCAGCGGCAUCAGUUCAAUGAGCUCCUCCCCCUCCCGAGAACCGGCCGUCGCCAUGGAUACGGACUGCGCCAGCCUCAACACAGUGGUCAGUGCCAAAACGGUGAAAAUGCAAGACUCUCUCCGCCCACAAGCCCACCACAAUCACAUCCCCUUGUCCAAGUCCAAUUCCACCUCGCUGGUUCCUCCCGGCUCGGCGCAUACACUUCCACGCAGGGCACAGUCACUGAAAUCGCCCUCCGUGGCUACCAUCAAUAGUUUAGUGGACUGUAGCUAUAUGUACACGAGCCCUCGUGAUGCACUGGGCUACGCAACCUUAAAGCGACUACAGCAGCAAAGGAUACACCCUUCAUUGUCCCACAGCGAAGCAUUGGCGUCUCCUGCUAAAGAUGUGCUGUUUACCGACACAAUCACCAUGAAAACGCACCGUCUCGAAUCACGACUCACCCCACGCAGGUUUCUGAAAGCUUUGAGUUUUGCAGCUCUUGAUAAGGAGGAUUUGCUGAGUCCGAUAAAUCACUCCACACUACAACGAUCCUCGUCGCUGCGGUCCAUGGUCUCUAGCGCCACCUUUGGCUGCAGCGAGGACUAUAUUGGCCUAGCACUGCCCAUGGACAUCAACAACAUGUUCCAGAUUAAAGAAACGUCCUAUUUCCAGAAGAGAACAAGCCCCCCUGCUGGAGAAAAAUCAUCCAAAUUUAUUUUCGGAGAUUCAGAUGGUUUUUUAGACUCAUGUCGCGGGCCUCUGUUGAAGACGCAGGUUAGCAUAACGGAGCUGUUAAACAGCAGUCGUUCGGAACAGCACCACAUGCUGGGCGCAGAUGAAACUACAGGCUUACAGGAGCACACAGAGGAGAACUGCCUCUACUGCAGCGCACUCACUGCCCUCGGCUCGCACACACACAGCCACCUGAACAACACGCACAAUCGUACAGAUCUGUCAGAUGGCUUCUCUCAGUGGCACAGCCAGCCAUCUCAUAAUCAUCUCGAGGUGGUCGCCCAGUCGAAGUUUUCCGGGAUCUCUGGGUGCAGCGAUGCAACUGUGAGUCAAGACUCGGCCAGCAGCACUCCCAGCACGGAGCUCAUACUGGGUGGGAAGGCGAUAUCUGAGGAUGGACCUGCCUGUAGAGUUCUGUUAAGGAAAGAGGUUUUGCGACUGGUCAUCAAUCUCAGCUCAUCAGUCGGGACCAAAGGACACGAAACGGGACUGCUUACGAUAAAGGAGAAGUUUCCAUAUGCAUUUGAUGACAUCUGCCUGUACUCUGAAGUCUCCUUCCUGCUGGCAAACUGCAUGUUUCGUUUGGCUUCACGUCGCUUUAUUCAAGAGCUCUUCCAGGAUGUGCAGUUCAUUCCGCUGUAUGAUGAAGCUGAAGCUGUGUUGGCUAAGCCACCCAAACCUGUUCCAUUGGAGACAACGGAGUCUUGAUACCUACGUAAACUUCCUAAACACUUCAUCACUGUUAACCACCAUCCCUCCAUCUCACCUUCCAUUCUCCCAUACACAUGGAGAAAUUGAAAAUGGAGGACAGAGAAAGCAUGAGAACCUGGAGUGGAUUUGGCAGAUUGGAGGACAGAAAGCAAAGGAGAAAAUCACUCCGCUUUACUUUAAAAGAGGCAGUUACUGGAAUAGAAAUAGUGAGGAACUUAGCAAACAUGCCCCUGGACUUUAGACUGUGUUUGGGGAAUGGUUAGCAGUUUACCAAAUUGUGUCUACAGACAGCGAGACAAACCAGAAUGCUUUAAACUGACAACUACACCCGCGUGUUCUCCAAUUACAAAUACUAGGGUGACUUUAGUAGAACAAAAUUUAAAUGUGGUUUACACUUAAAAAGCACCGGAUGUGUAGAUGAGAUAUAAGGUUCCAUUAUCUGCCGUGUGUACAUAUACCACAUCUUGAUGUUUUCAGAAUAUGUCACGUAAACACUACAACAACUAAAACAACAAAAAUCACUGGACUGCUUUGGAAUCGGCAGAAAUGACUGAGCGGCAACUAUGAAUUUAGGACUUCCAUGCAAACAAAAUUGCAUUUAUACUAUUUAUUCUUUUCUUUAUUUGUAUGUGUGUGUGGAUUUUUAUGACCUCCAGACAAUCAAACAAUUAGUGUGGAACAUUCAAACUCUUACCGUCAUUCAUAACCAUUCAUUGGCUUAUACUUCUCACAGGAAAUUUGUCUUAUGAAACAUAUUGUGAAUCUCACAAAACCAUUUCUUUCACCCAGAAUGAAAAGGAAAUAUAUACACCGAUCAGCCAUAUCAUUAAAACCACCUGAUUUGAUGAGAGAGGUCAACAGAGAAUGGCCAGACUGAUUUGAAAGGACAACGUCUACGGUAACUCAGAUAACCCCUCUGUACAAUUGUGAUGAGAAGAAUAUCAUAACUGAAUGGUAUUCUGAGAUGCAGGUUGGCGUUGUUUUUGCAGCACAAGGGGGACCUACACAAUAUUAGGCAGGUGGUUUUAAUGUUGUGGCUGAUCGGUGUAUAGAUACUGUAUAUAAAUUGCUAAAAAAAUUGUUUACCAUGAAGACUUUUUGCAUUGUGACAUUUUUGUGCCACUUUAUCCCAAAAUGUAAUUACUGUAAUGUGUUCAGAUGUGAUUCUCAUUGUUUUUUUUUUAAUUAUUAUUAUUAUUUACAUUAGCAUGAAUUAAAGCCGGUACAAAAUAAAAUAUUUAUAUGACGUUUAAAUACUUAACAAUUGAAAUCAUCGUAAAUGGUGGUGGUGGGGCGUAUCUUAAUUUUAAUGAAGAAAAAAAAAAUGACAAUGCAAAAAAAUACAUUAUAUUUCUUUUGAUUUUUGGGGUGAAAUAUGAAAUGUUCUUCACCAGUUUUGUAGGAUUCAUCAUCCAUUUAUAAGCAGUACAACAGCAAAAGCAACAAUGCGCACAUUCACAGACCUAAUGGAGAUUUGAUGAGUAUGCAUGUGCACAGUGAAAGUUAUUUGACUGCUAAUAGUGUGGACAAUGUCUUAUCAGUUGGAUUGGAUGAACCAUGUUUAGUAAGCUGAGAUAAGGUUGCAAACAUAGUUUUAAAGCAUACUCUAAGUCUCGCAUAAAAGUACUCGUUCUGUGCUGUGGCUUGAUCAUGAUACUUAAGUAUGAUGGUCCAGAUCAGAGAUACAGUGGUGGUUAGUUUCAAUUCUGACUUACAGGAAAAGAAACCGCAUAAGCAUUAUCUUGCAUAGCAUCAUUUUGUUUGAUGUUAGUUUAAUAAAAGUGAUCAAAGUACCCUUAAAGGAAUAUUCAGGGAUAAAUACAAGUUUAGCUGUGUAGACGACAUGUGUGGAAUGCUGUUAAUUAACAAAGAAAGUCAUUUUGACCUGUACUUUAAUUUGUAAAAGCAAACAAAAAUUGUGUUGAGCUUUGGUACUUACUAUGGAAGUCUGUGGGGCAAGUAAACAUUUAAAGGUUUACCCAUUGAAUUCAAUUGUAAAUGCAUUGCUGUACACGGGUGAAUCUCUCAAAAACCAUCAAGAACAUAUCUGGGUCAUAUUUCAGCCUAAAAUCAAAUGAGUAUUUUCCAUUUAAAGAAAUUUAAGUAAUUUUAUUUUUUUAUUUGGACCAUUAAGAUUUUGUGCAUUAUGACAUUAAUACGAAAAACAAAAUUUAAUUCUUAUUGCUGUAAUGCAGAAAAAAAAUCAUUAUUUUAUAAGUAUAUAUACCUAAUGGUAGUGUUUGUUGCAUUUCCGUUAUGCUUAUUUAAAUUAAAUAAAAUAAUGCCGUACAAAAUAUUACUAUAUUACAAUAAUGAGAAUAAAUGGAAAUGAAAAAUACUCAAAAGCAGCCAAACUACAUAAUUGUCAAAUAAAAUGAUAAUUGUCACAAAAAUGUCACGAUGCAUAAAAUUGUAAUCGUCCUAAAAUAAGCUUCCAUUUCUUUUCGCAAAAUAUAAUUCCUUAUAUUUAUUUAAUUCAAGUUUGCCUGAAGGUUUGUUUUUACAAUUUAAGUACGAGCCAGAAGCAAUUUGUUUGAACUGACCGCAUGUUUAAAUCGUUUUGAACCUGAAAAAUUCCUUGAAGCUGCCAAAGCACUGAUUUAGGUAGUUUAACCCAAUAUUUGCUCCACCUGUUAUCUUUAUUGGUGCUUACUUUUACAUACAUUUAAUCCCAGUGUAGUUUGGAGUGUUACUUUGAAUGUGUUCCUGGUUUAUCACUUCAAACUCUGAACAACUGAAACCUGCACUGAAUUGUUUUACACAUGUUGAAACACUGGCAGAGAGGUAUAACAUAUCUAAACGGGCAUCUUAAUAUUGAUGUAUUAUCAAUUUUGUAAUAAGCCAUGAUUUUUGCCUCCGUCUUGUUUAUUGCUGUUCUCGUAGUGUUCCAUAUGUUCACACAAAGCACUGAUCCGGUUAAUGUUUCCUAUGCGCAUAUUCUCCUAAAAUGAUGUUUAUUAGAUUGCAUGCUGAAUUGACACUCAAAUCCAGUUGCUUAUUUAUUUACUGCAAGACAUUUUGUUAAUAUGUGUUUACCAACAGAACUGUUUAUGUCUCCGUGCUGCUGCUACUGCUUUGAACUGACUGCGAUUUGAUUGGCUGAAGAGAGUGCCAUAGCUUUUGAGUAUUGUCUAUGCCACGGAUCUGUGCCAUAGUGGCGUGAGACGGGAAAAGAAAAACAUAUAUAUUUAUAUUUUUCCUAAAGGAUGAUGAGACGAUGUAAUUUAGUGUUCUUUUUUUUUUUUUUUGCCUGAGUUUUUGUUUCCCUUGCAAAGUGUGCACACUGUGUUUUGAAAAUCUUAGUCUUAUCAAAGGGAUAUAUAAUUAAAGAUAAGAACUCGUGGCGUGCAGUUUCAUCAUUUUCUGUGUGAUAUAAAAGACCAUAUGAUAUUUUGUGUCACAAAUUAACCAAUCUCUUCGAGCAUUUUACAUUUACAUUUAUGCAUUUGGCAGACGCUUUUAUCCAAAGCGACUUACAGUGCACUUAUUACAGG
Messenger RNA from Xyrauchen texanus (razorback sucker), 8610 nucleotides. RefSeq names its product RPTOR independent companion of MTOR, complex 2 a (gene rictora). Gene Ontology annotation, molecular function: protein serine/threonine kinase activator activity. NCBI's taxonomy places the organism in Eukaryota, Metazoa, Chordata, Actinopteri, Cypriniformes, Catostomidae. Gene Ontology annotation, cellular component: TORC2 complex. The transcript has 38 exons. Gene Ontology annotation, biological process: TORC2 signaling; positive regulation of phosphatidylinositol 3-kinase/protein kinase B signal transduction. The record is from RefSeq and is a predicted model, not a curated record. The coding region runs from base 5 to 5113 and encodes 1702 amino acids.